GUGGCCAUGAGAGCGUUGGGCUUUGAACCUAAGAAAGAAGAGAUCAAGAAAAUGAUCUCAGAUAUUGAUAAGGAAGGGACAGGGAAAAUCAGCUUCAGUGACUUCUUGGUAGUGAUGACACAGAAAAUGGCUGAAAAAGAUACCAAAGAGGAGAUUCUCAAAGCUUUCAGACUCUUUGAUGAUGAUGAGACUGGCAAAAUCUCUUUCAAAAACCUCAAACGUGUCGCCAAGGAACUGGGGGAAAAUCUGACAGAUGAGGAGCUGCAGGAGAUGAUCGACGAAGCAGAUCGAGAUGGGGAUGGGGAGGUCAACGAGGAGGAGUUCCUGAGGAUCAUGAAGAAGACCAGCUUGUACUGA
Messenger RNA from Merops nubicus (carmine bee-eater), 357 nucleotides. RefSeq names its product centrin-2. Gene Ontology annotation, molecular function: calcium ion binding. Gene Ontology annotation, cellular component: centriole; centrosome. Bases 7 to 357 code for a protein of 116 amino acids. Gene Ontology annotation, biological process: centriole replication; nucleotide-excision repair; mitotic cell cycle. The record is from RefSeq and is a predicted model, not a curated record. Lineage: Eukaryota; Metazoa; Chordata; Aves; Coraciiformes; Meropidae. The transcript has 3 exons.